Molecule: messenger RNA, 927 nt
Organism: Mycena citricolor
Lineage: Eukaryota; Fungi; Basidiomycota; Agaricomycetes; Agaricales; Mycenaceae
Source: the annotation of a GenBank genome assembly
AUGACGCCAGACGAGAGCUCCGUUGUGCAUUCGAUCGGGCAAGACCUGGUGCAGGGAUUCGUCGCCAUCGCCCACGAGACGCUUUGGCUAGGCAUCUACGGCACGGUGGUGGUCCAAGCCUGUCUCGUGCUUCUCUCGAAGAAACGCCGCGGCGUGCGCGGGUCGCAGGUGAACCUCGCGGCGGUCAUCGCGAUGUUCGCCAUUGCGACCGUGCAGUGGGCGCUCGACCUCGCCGGCUUCAUCAUCGAGGGCAAGAUGACGCUCAUCGAGAAUCCGGACGCCGACAUCGGCGUCAAGUACGGCGAUGCCUCGGGCGUCAUCUUCAAGAUCGUCGCUGCUCAGGCGGCGAUCUAUGGGUAUAUGGCGUUGCUCGGGGAUGCGAUCAUCAUCCACCGCGCGUGGAAGCUCAAGGCAACCCACCAUGUCUGGAUAUUCGCUGUCCCUGUCUUCUAUGGCUCGGCUCUGUCGACGGAAACAGUCGCGACGUUGCUACUCACCUACUGCGUCGCCACAAUCGGCUCCGAUAUCGUCCUGGGCAACUUCACACACCCCGCGUUUUGCAGGAACGUCCAGCUGGUGACGUACGUGAUGCCCUGUGCCACGACGGCCGUCGCGACGGCGCUGAUUGGGGCCAUGGCGUUGAAAUUCGCGCGGACGAGGAAGAGCAUCGGUCAUGUCGACCGAGUCAGCAGCGUCGGGACAGUACACAAGAGCCCGGCGUGGUAUGUUCUGCUGCUCCUGGUCGAAUCGGGCGUCCUUUAUUUUUUAUUCUUCCUCAUUCAAGUGAUCGAAGUUGCUCCGGUCGUGCACAACUGGCUCGCUGCAAAUGCGGGCCUGUCACUCGCUUUCAAGAUGUUCGUGUACGCGUCGAGCGUGUUUAUCGGCAUCUACCCGACAAUCCUCAUCGUCCUCGCGCACUCCGAUACG